This is a messenger RNA of Penicillium canariense, 603 nucleotides long. RefSeq names its product PaaI family thioesterase. The transcript has 2 exons. Lineage: Eukaryota; Fungi; Ascomycota; Eurotiomycetes; Eurotiales; Aspergillaceae. The record is from RefSeq and is a predicted model, not a curated record. The coding region runs from base 1 to 603 and encodes 200 amino acids.
AUGGGGUCGAUUGCCUCCGAAGCCUUUGAAGAGGCAGCCGCAUUGGCAAAUCCAAUUGAUAAAUUGAUACAUGAACAUCCAGUCGCGAUUCAUUUGCGAAGUACUCCAGGCUAUACCGAAUCGCGACCGCACUUGAAGGUCGCCGAGAGCUUUCGCGCCCACAAUUUUAUGACAGGAGCCCUGGCAGGUCCGCGAAAGAUCUCCGUGGCGCCAUAUGUAUUCAGCAAGGAAAAUGGAAAGAGCAUGGUGAUGAUCAUGCACCUUGGUGAUGAUAUAUGUGGCUAUCCGGGCACUGUUCAUAAUGGUCUUCUUGCUGCCCUUUUUGAUGAGGGGCUGGCGAGGUGCUGCUUUGCAGCGCUACCCAACAAAGUGGGGGUCACUGCCAACCUGAACAUCGACCACCACCAACUCUUGAAAGCAAAUUCGUACAUUGUCUUGUCUGCCGAAACGACAAAAUUAGAAGGUCGAAAAGCUUGGGGAUAUAGUCGGAUUGAGACUCUUCCCGGUGACGGUGAAGAGAAAAGUCUGAUUGCAGAGGCUAGAGCACUUUUUAUUGAGCCAAAGCAAGCUGCUACGCUGGGAGAUCUGUAUAGAGCUAAAUGA